Messenger RNA from Pocillopora meandrina, 1748 nucleotides. The record is from the annotation of a GenBank genome assembly. NCBI's taxonomy places the organism in Eukaryota, Metazoa, Cnidaria, Anthozoa, Scleractinia, Pocilloporidae.
AUGAAAGUCCUCGCAGUUCUACUGUUUCUCUCCGUAACUCUUUGUUUCACAACAAGCGCAUCAGGUAUAGCUGACAGACUUUGGUGGAAAAAGGUUCAGAUGUUUUUGCUACCCUUAGAGACUUUUGUUGACGAUGACCAUGAGAGCUCAUUCGUGUAAACGGUGGCUCGAAAGUCUUCGCUGUUCUGAAAUUACUUAACGUUAGCGAUGAAUUGUUGUUGUUGCUCUUUUUUAAGGUUUAGAGUUUUAAGAUUUCUAAGACAGCAACUGACUUGAUGAAAUCAACCAGAGGGUGUCGCGUGUCGUUCGCUUUUCCUUACUUUUGAAAUUGUUUACCUGGAUAACCUUAGUUUGCUGAGGUGCCCAAAAUUACUCAUUUAAGUCGCUAUAAAAGGAAUUAAGUUGCUUUCAGCCAAUCUUGAAUCAUUUAAUAUUUUUAUAUCUAGCUUUGCCAAGGAGUUCCAAACGAGAUCCUCGUGGGAUACUGGAAAACAUCGAAAAUGCGUUUGGUAAGUUUAACAAGAAACUAGGGUCAUGAUAACUUAGGAAGUUCAACACGUUUUCGCUGUUUUCAGUUCUUAACUUCGAGUUGGUUUGAGAAGCAACCUUUUUCGGGAGCAAAAUUAGCUGCACGCAUGUUCGCAGGCAUUAUAAACGGAAUAAAUGUUUUUUCAUGCGAUUUUUCAAUCGUUUUAUUCUACAUUUUCGUUUGCGAUUUUAUAGCCUAAGAGUACCCACCCCCACCCCCCCACCGGAAAAAAACGGGGGGGGGGUACGUCGCCCGAGGUAAUUGUUAUUUUGUCAAGCAUUUUUUUCACGAGCCUCUUGCAGGAAAGACUGGUCAACCCCCCCUUCCACCCCCCUCCUCUCUCCGACGUCUCGCCUCGUUAUCAUCCGUUAUCAUUUAUAUGUAGUUAAAUUACACGUUUUUGAUUCAUUCCCAGGCAACCCGUGCCCCAAUGGUUGGACACGCUUUAACAACUACUGUUAUCUGGUGAGCACUACCUCUACUUAUUCUUGGUCCCAAGCUCAAGCGCAUUGUCGCUCGCUAAGUGCAGAUCUGGUCAAGAUAAACAGUGCUGAAGAAAACGAGUUUGUCUUGAGUCUCGUCAGGAAAUUGGCUCCGUCUCUGAAGCAAAUCUGGAUCGGAUUGAAGUGGAAUACAAACGGAUUUUACUGGAUUGAUCUUUCAGUUCCGGUUUACAAGAAUUGGGCCCCUCAGCAUCCGAAUGGCAACGCAAACGAACCAUGCGUUCAAAUGUGGAUCAAUAAUGGACAACAUCUGCCCAAGUACGCAUCAGGCUACUGGAAUGAUAUAGAUUGUCAUUACCGGUCAGAUUUCCCAAACGGAAUUGUCUGCAAGAAACUGCCUUAAAUGACAAUUUAUCCUGUUAACAAAGUCUUUAGACUGUGUGACUGGUUGAUUGAGUAUAAGUGAUUGGGUGACCGAGUGACUGACUGACUUACUGACUGACUGGCUACCUGACUAACUGACUGGCUGACUAGCUGACUUACUUACUGGCUGCCUGACUGAUUUACUUACUAACUGACUUAUCACGACUAGUUGACUUCAGUACUAGAAUGAUCUAAUGACGCCAAGACUGUAUUACCUAUUAACACUGAAGCACUGAGUGACGAGCACAACUGACUCACUGACUGCAUGACUGCCUGAUUGAAAAAAGUUCUCAUUAACAAUUUGAGUAUUUAGUAGUCUUACGCCUUUCAAGUGGAAAAUAAAUGACAGCCUG